AUGGCUACCUCCGACUCACUCAGCAGCUCAUCACUGCUCGACGACCAAGAUGAAAACGUCAGAAUUGCCGUCAAGGCCCUUGGCGACAUGCGAAACGGGCACCCGUCGCCCAGAGAGACUCAGUCUGCAGCUACUCCUGCGCUUUCGGUGGCUUCUACGUCGCAGCCGCCGACGUCUCUGCCUAGCCCGACGAUCUCUUCUAUCGAUACCGAAAUGUACGGAGGCGGAGGGGCGCUGGAACCCGAGUUUGUGAAGCGGAUGUCCCACCUGCCGCUGGUCAACAGCGCGUUGAGGGCGUACGAGCAGGGGAAGGCUAGCUCGAGAGUCGUCAAGUAUGGCGCCGAGAUGAUGGAAUCAGGUGUGAAGACGAUAUCGAAGCCCGUCAUUGACCGGCUACCAGUGAAUGUUGAACAACUGGACGAGUUCGCUUGUCGGCAAUUGGACAGGCUGGACAGGUAUCGUCGGCCAUCGUGCGAUGGAGAAAGUCCACGAGGACGCGGGCGAAGUAACACGCGUCAAGAAUCGCCAUCGCCAGACAGAGACGUAAGCAUGUCGUGUUCAGCCGAAGGCGACGAUGCAAAGCGCGUGGGGAUGUGGAUAGACAGUACGAGUUCUUACGAUCAGCGGCGUUCCCCUACGCCGACGCCUGAAGCACCAGUGGAGGAUGGGGAUCAGCAACAAGUUGCCCAGAGAAGCAGAUGGCACACUGUGCUGCUAGAAGCGGGAGGGUUAAGUGCAGCCUUGAGCGAAGAAAGUCUACGUCGGUUACGAUAUUGUUUGAGUUGGUUGCAGUAUGCUACCGCUCACAUUGACGCCCAAAUUGUCGUUCUACGAAACUUUACUGCAACCCUACAGGAACGCCAUUUUUCAAAUCAAAACGGCGAGGGAGCUCCAUUGUCAGAAGUUCACAUGCAUACCCUCGCGCAUAUACGUCAAGACAUCGUGCACACGGUUCGACAGGUGGUUGAUGUCGUGGGCAAAUACGCUGGUGGGGCUUCGCUACCAGAGCCAGCCCGUCAGCGCGUGAAAGGUUUCAUUCUCACAUUGCCAAAGCGAUGGGCUGCCGCAAUGAGGAAUGGCGCCGCCCCCGGAAGCGAAAACGAACGGGAAAGCGUAGCUGCUGCUUCUGCGGGAAGGAGUCGAAGGCAUCAUCAACCCAAGAGAGACCGCGGCGUCGCUUCUGUCACUGCCUCUCCCCAGCAAUCACCAACCGCCUCUCCACGUAUUCAUCCCCGCACUAUGGCAUCUGAAGAUGGACAUCGGAGGAUGACCACGGGUACAGCUAUGGUUGCGGCGCAGCGGAUACUCACGCUGGCGACGGAAAGUUUGGAUAUGAUGCGCGGAGUCACGGGGGUUGUGAAGGAUAGUUUGGAUCGUGCCGACGCUUGGGUUGGAAGGCUGCGAACUGUAGGUAUACGUGGGGCUGCUGAAGGUGAAGAAACAGAUGCCGGCAGGGAGAGUGUCGUCCCUCCGUCUUUGAGACGGCGAGAUAGUUUCGAUGUUCCUGGCACGCCCACGGUACCUGUCGAUUCGCCCAGCCCUGGCGUACGGCUUCCCUUGAGCAGCAUGAGUCUUGACGAAGAAGACGAGGCUGAGGGCAGCGGGCGUAUGGACGUCGACCCUGCUUGA
This is a messenger RNA of Desarmillaria tabescens, 1629 nucleotides long. RefSeq names its product transcription factor Opi1-domain-containing protein. The transcript is spliced from 6 exons. Gene Ontology annotation, biological process: endoplasmic reticulum unfolded protein response; regulation of transcription by RNA polymerase II; phospholipid biosynthetic process. Gene Ontology annotation, cellular component: nucleus; endoplasmic reticulum. The record is from RefSeq and is a predicted model, not a curated record. Gene Ontology annotation, molecular function: transcription corepressor activity. NCBI's taxonomy places the organism in Eukaryota, Fungi, Basidiomycota, Agaricomycetes, Agaricales, Physalacriaceae. Bases 1 to 1629 code for a protein of 542 amino acids.